Molecule: messenger RNA, 4142 nt
Organism: Gavialis gangeticus (Gharial)
Lineage: Eukaryota; Metazoa; Chordata; Crocodylia; Gavialidae
Gene: TCOF1
Product: treacle ribosome biogenesis factor 1
Exons: 19
Coding region: 16-3606 (1196 amino acids)
Molecular function (GO): protein binding
Source: RefSeq, a predicted model, not a curated record
GAGACCCCCGAAGUCAUGCUUUUCGCAGUGUCUUUCCACCUGCUUCCUGCUUUCCCUUGCACCUUGGUAAGAACCGGCAAUAACGCUUCCUUUCUGUUUCUCCCGCAGAAGGAGUUUCCUUCGCUGCCGACCUCUCUUGAGGAGAUCUUCACCCACUGGAAGAAGGCUCCCCCAAACACCAAGAAGCGAAAGGCAGCUGAUGGGGCAGGAGCCGUUCUGGAGAAGAAGAUCCGCGUUCCGGACCCCGUGAGCAGCUCCGAAAGCUCGGAGGAGGAGGAAGGGACAGCGGCGAAAGCUGAGGAGGCUGCCACACUGGUUAUUCCCAACUCUGCAGUGAAGACGCAGAGCAGCGAGGAUGAAUCCUCCUCUUCAGACGACACUGCUGUGGCUGGAAGGGGAAUCGAGGUGAAGACUGCUCUUGCAGGUGGCAAGGCUACGAACUCUGUGCAACAUGCCAUCCCCAACAAAGCCAGCACCCCUUUGGGUAGACCAAGGGCUGCAGCCACCGGUCGGAGCAAAGCCAACAAGCUAAAAGCUGAUGUGCCAGCUGUUGCCUCGACUCCAGCCAAAGCUGGGCAGAAGAAAGCUGCUCCUGGUAAGCCAGGGCCUGCUGCAGCAACUCAGGCCAGAGGUGCCCAGAGCAAAGCAGCGGCAACAGCAAAAGCAGCAGAGAGCUCUGAGACCAGCGACUCAUCAGAGAGUGAAGACGAGGAAGAGAAGCCAGGAGCAAAGCUCCCAGCCCCCAAAAUAGAGCUGAAGCCGACCGCAGCAGAGGUAAAGAGCAGCGAGGACUCCAGCGACGAGACAUCAUCCUCUGAAGAGGAACACAACCCCCCAGCUGCCCUGGCGAAACCAGCUGUGAAAGCAGCACAGACCAAUGCAACUCUGACGGAAAGCACGCCCGUCACUCCAGCGUCAACUGCAAAGAGCCCAGGGAAAGGGUCCGCCCUGUCUCUGCGGAAGCCCACAGCUGUUGCAGCAAGCCAGGCCAAAUCAGCAUCUGUGAAGCUCACGAGUCCGGCACCCGUGCAGCUUACGAGUCCCGCGCAAGCGGUCGGGAGCACAAAGUCAGACGAUGCUUCGGAGAGCAGCGACUCGUCCGACAGCGAAGAUGAGGAACCCGCAUCCGUAGUGCAGGCGAAACCAGCUGCGAAAGCAGCACAGACCAAUGCAACCCCGACGAAAAGCACGCCCGUCACUCCGGCGUCAACCGCGAGGAGCCCGGGGAAAGGGUCCGCCCUGUCUCUGCGGAAGCCCGCGGCCGUCACGGCCGGCCAGGCCAGGUUGGCACCCGCGCAGCUUACGAGUCCCGCGCAAGCAGCUGGGAGCGCAAAGUCAGAUGACGCUUCAGAGAGCAGCAACUCGUCCGACAGCGAGGACGAGGAACCCGCAUCCGCCGCACAGACAAAAUCACCUGCAAAAUCUCUGCAGCCCAGCCUGACACCGGCAAAAAGUGCACCAGCGGCUCUGCUGUCCAGCAAGACCACUGCAGCCCUGGCAAAGCAAACACCUAAACCAGCUGUACUAGAGCAGGCCAAACCAGUGCCUGGGAAGAACAACACCCCUACAAAGGCUGCUGUGAGCACGAAGCCCCAAGAUAGUUCAGAGAGCAGCGAUGAUUCAGACAGCGAGGAUGAGGCUCCCCCUCUGCCGAUAAGCCAGAAGGCGGGCGGGGUCAAGAGGCUGCCAGCACUGCUCACGUCCCCCAGCAAGCUCAGCCAGACUGUGAAAGCCGGGACUCCUGUGGGAGCCCCUGGAAGCACCUUGAAGGGCAAAGGCUCCGAGAGCGAGAGCAGCGGUUCAUCCGACAGCGAGGCGGAAGAGACCCCCGCAGCUCUGAAACAGCCUCUGAAAGGCAUAAUGAAGACUGGUGCUGCAGCACUGCCAGCCAGUAGUAAGAAGGCCCAGCCUCCUGCGACACCUCUCCCAAAAGCCCAAGGGGCUGCAGAGAGCAGCGACGAUUCCAGCGAGGAGUCUGACUUGGAGGAAGAGGCGCUGACCUUGGCACAGAAACUGGUUCAAGCGAAACCCAAACCAGCAGCGGCUGCCCCAGCAGCGAAGACGGCAAACACCGUGGCUGUGAAAGCCAGCACCCUGCGGAAAGGGGCGAACGCAGCAGCCCCCAGCCCUGUAAAGGCCGCCGUGACCCUCUGCCAAGCAGCAGAGACCUCGAGCUCGGGUUCCUCGGAGAGCGAGGAGGACACGAAGGCCGUGAGUCAGCCCCUUCUCCCCUCCAGCUUGAAGCCGGGGACUCCUUUCAGUAAAGCAGCCACCCCUGCCAAGAAGGGUCCUCAAGGAAACGCUGCCCCACCGAAGAGCACAUCCGCCAGGGGCAAAGCCCCUGUUGCAACCCCAGGAAAAGCGGUUCUCCCCACUGCAGACAAGGCCAGACCGAGCCCGGCUGGCCCCCCCGGGGCCAACAAAGGACAGGAGAGCUCGGACAGCAGCGACUCCUCGGAGAGCGAGGAGGAGGAAGCAGCCCAGCCGCCCCCAAAGCCUGGUUCCUGGGCACAUGGAGCUUGGAGGCUGCCAGCGAUGAAGCCCUCUGAGGCAUCUCAGCAGGAGGAUCUCACCAGGCAACUUACUUCUCCAGCAGGCGCGCCCCAGAAGCCGGGGAGGAUAAAUGAAGCCGAGAGCUCAUCCUCUGAGUCCAGCGAGGAUGAGGAGCAGCCUUCACAGUCCCUCCUAGCAGGGUAUCCCGGCCUGCUGAAAGCCACUGUGACUUCAGAAGUACAGCAGGCAGGGAAAGUGGCUGCGGUUGUGGCUGCAGCUGUGGCUCCGGCUGACGCUCUUGGGAAGGCGGCCCAGGCUGACAUCUCCGAGAGCGAGAGCAGCAGCGACUCGGACACGGAUGUUGAGAAGACCCCGGCCCUGCAGAAAGUGGGAGGAAAGCCGCUGUCGUUGUCUUCUGGGCAAGAACCGAUCACGCCAAAGGUGGCUUCAGGCAAAACAGCUGCAGCAGGGAAAGGGGGCCAUGGAGGUGCCAUUUUGAAACCCACCCUCACCAAGAAAGCCCUGGCAGCACCACAAAAUGACAGCAGUUUGAAGGGGACGCCAACAACCAUGUCCCCCUAUGCCCUGCUGUCCAUAUCCCCCUCGAAAGGGGAGAGCUCCAAAAGCGAGAGCGAAGACGAGGCUACCACAGCCGCCAAGGUCCCGGCUGGCCCAGCUGCAGGUGAGCCAGAGGGGAAGAAGACAGCGGGCAAACAGAAAGCCAAGGGGGGGCCAGGCAAGGCUCCGAAAACACCCCAGAGCGGUGACAAGGAGAACAAGAAACAGAAGAAACCCUCACUGAAGCGGAAGCUGGAAGCAGAGGAUGGAGGCCUUGGUGCCACGGGCGCGCCCAAGGAGAAGAAGCAGAAGAAGCAGAGCGGCCUCGAGCCACCCAAGAAGAAGAGCAAAAGGGCAGAUGGUGCCAAGAAGUCGCCUGGCAGCAAGGAGAAAAAGAAAUCCAGCAAAAGUAAGAAAAAGAAGGCUGUAAAAGACAAGAAGAAGAAAAGCAAGAAGUCUUCUUCUGGGCUGGAGCUAGGUGCAGAUGGCUCUUCUGUUCACAAGAAGAAGAAAAAGAAGAAGAAGAAAACCUCCAAGCCGGCGGGAUCCUCGUGAGGAGCGCCGCCUGCCCCAUGACUGCCGACGGUGAAUGAAUGGAGAAGUGUGGAAGUUGGAAAAGGGAAGCCCAGCAACAUGAAAACUGGUUUUUUUGUUUGUUUGUUUUUUUUAAAUCCUUUAAACUUCUAAAUUGUAAUUUAUAAGGUCUUUUAACUGUGACUUGUAGAGCCGAGCGUUGUAACUCUCUGCCACCAACGCUUGGCUGGGGACAGAAGAAGAAAAGCUGGAUGUCUUUUGCCCCUGUUCCCGAAGGCCCCCGUCUGCCAUUGCACUAUUCCCAGAGAAGGAAGCAGCCCUUGGGAAGGACAAGCAGCGCUUCCCCCUCGCGGAGGAGACUAUGGCUUCCCCUUGCUGAGAGGAUGAUGCAGCCAUCUCGUUCCCCUCCCUCCUCGCCCCAGAGCUCUAUUUUUCAGAGGCAACUUCCACUCUUUGUGCGAGGGCCGCAUCUGUCUUUUUUGCUACCUACUGAAACAUGGUUCUUUUUUGGGUUCACUUUUUAUUACAGAUAAAAACAAAAAUGAGAGUUCACUGGG